Messenger RNA from Colletotrichum gloeosporioides, 918 nucleotides. RefSeq names its product putative 31.7 kDa protein in traX-finO intergenic region. Bases 1 to 918 code for a protein of 305 amino acids. The transcript has a single exon. NCBI's taxonomy places the organism in Eukaryota, Fungi, Ascomycota, Sordariomycetes, Glomerellales, Glomerellaceae. Gene Ontology annotation, molecular function: hydrolase activity. The record is from RefSeq and is a predicted model, not a curated record.
AUGGGUUAUACCAUCGAAGACGGGUUCGUUCGGUCCAGCCGGAAAAACGAGAAAAUUGCCAUCUCGAUAUAUAAACCAGAUGGACUCAAGCGACCCGUUCCAACGAUUGUAAUGGGCCACGGUAUUGGAGCCAUCAAAGCUGCGGGCUUGUCUCCUUUCGCGAGCGCCUUCACUUCAGAGGGAUAUGUGGCGGUGACGUUCGAUUAUAUCGGCUUUGGGGAAAGCGAAGGCACCCCACGAAACGUUCUCAACGUCCAACACCAGUUGCAAGAUUUUCGAGACGUUCUCAAGUGGGUGCGGGAUCCAGAUCAAAGCGAAUGGGUCGACUCUUCCCGCAUCGUUGCAUGGGGCAGCAGUUUUGGUGGCAUGCAUGUCACAGCGCUCAUGAGUGAGGAUCAUGACCUCGUUGCCGGGAUUUCUCAGUGUCCUCUGGUGGACGGCCCCGCGGGUGUCCUUCAAAUGCCGCUACUGCGGUCUUUGAGACUGGCAGUCACUGCUACUGCAGACAUUGUUGGUUCAUUGGUGGGAUUCCAAGAGCCACAGUAUGUCAAGCUGGUGAGCGACGGGUCUUCGACGGCUAUCAUGGCCUCCAAAGAGGUCAUUGAGGGCUGGUCUAGGUUGGAGCCUGAGAACGGGGAAUCUUGGCCGAACAUGAUUGCUGGGAGAUCUUUGUUGAGUAUCGUGCUAUCCCGGCCGCUGCUGCAAGUUCACAAGAGCACCCGACCGUACCUGAUUGUCUUGCCGACGUGGGAUCAUGAAGCGUCUUUGGAAGCAGCAGAACAAUGUGUAAAGCGAGCGCCGCUAGGAGAGGCGCUCAGAGUCGAAGGGGGGCACUUUGACUUAUACAAAGGUGGGAUAUCAUUCGAGAAAAAUGUUGAGGGGCAAAAACAGUUCUUGCGGCGUGUUUUGAUGAUGUGA